Messenger RNA from Aspergillus ruber CBS 135680, 756 nucleotides. Its product is annotated as mitochondrial 54S ribosomal protein uL14m. Gene Ontology annotation, biological process: translation. Bases 40 to 435 code for a protein of 131 amino acids. Gene Ontology annotation, molecular function: large ribosomal subunit rRNA binding; structural constituent of ribosome. Gene Ontology annotation, cellular component: ribosome; mitochondrial large ribosomal subunit. The record is from RefSeq and is a predicted model, not a curated record. The transcript has 5 exons. Lineage: Eukaryota; Fungi; Ascomycota; Eurotiomycetes; Eurotiales; Aspergillaceae.
CUUCCAGUGAGAGCGGUUUAACCCAGUUAUGCAAACAAGAUGAUUCAACUAAAGACGAUGUUAAAUUGCAUCGACAACUCCGGUGCCGCAGUUGUCGAGUGCGUGAACGUCUUGAAGAAGAAGCGGCCCGCAACAGUUGGUGAUCGGAUCGUGGUUGUCGUACAGAAGCAGCGAAACUUCGGCCCCGAGAGCGCAACGAGCAGUGGUAUCGCGAACAAGGUCCGUCGAGGAGACAUCCGGCACGCUGUGGUUGUUCGCGCAGCAAAGCAGAUGCAGCGACCUGAUGGAUCGAUUCUGAAGUUUGACGAUAACGCCUGUGUCUUGAUCAACAAGUCGGGUGAUCCGAUUGGCACCAGAAUGAACGGUGUCGUGGCUACGGAAUUACGAGGAAAGCAAUGGUCGAAGAUCCUGUCGUUGGCGCCCCUGCAUGUGUAACAUAUACCAAUGAAAAGCGUGUCGUGUUUAAUAUAUGUCCACUUUAUGUACCAAUAGAAUCAGAAAUCUAACAAAUCAACCCCAUUUCACCCCCAUUUCACCAAGACAAAUAUCCCAAACUCCGAACCAUGCAUAUAGGAUUAUAAAAGGGUAUCGUAAAAAGGCCGCGACGGCGAAAAAAGAAAUCACAUAAAGACGUUGGCGCAAGCGCAGCAGACGUAGUAGAGUUUCAUUCCCGUUUCAGCAGAUCGCUGCUGAGACUGGAAAAACACCGCUUCGGUCUCACCGCAGUUCGGACAGAGCUUGUUGGAUCGUGGAAGC